AUGACGGUCCUAGAAAUAACGCAUCUCUCCCUUUCCCCCACCUCACCCCACACGCCGCGCUCACUCCUCCCAAUCCUCCAAACAGUCCGAGCAAGCCUCGCGGAAAAGGUUCACCUCACUCACUCUCGCUUCUACCGCUCCAUCUCACCAAAAGAUAAUCUAGACGGGCGCGAGGGGAUUUAUAUCCUUGGAAGCUGGCCUUCCGUGGCUGCUCAUAAGGCUUUCCUCACUAAUGAUGAGCUAAGGGAUGAGGUUUUGGGUUCGCAGGAGGGUGUGUUAGAUUUCGUUGAGGGCAUUCAUGUUAGGUUCGAAAAUGACGGAGAUAAAUACGGCGGGAUGACUAAUGCGCUUUUGCCGCUUGAUGCCCCAGUUGUUGUCCUGGAGAGAAUUGAAAUUAGUGGGGGUAAUCUAACGAAGGAUAAGAAGGACUUGCAGGAUACCACUAAGCCUUGGACUAUCUUUCAUGGAUGUCGAUGUGAGUGUGAUUGUGUUGGUGGCUGCAGCUGUCAAGGUGCGGGUGUGGAGAGUAUACAGAAGGAAUUUGUAAAAAUAAGUGGGUGGGGAAGUAGGGAGGAGUAUCAGGAAUGGAGGGGAAGGAGUAUGAACAACGUAUUCGAGGAAAAAGAUGGAGCUGUUGGGACUGGAGAAACUACAUUUCUCCUUGAUUUGGAGAGCGAUUGGGGAGCGGAGUUUGUUGAACUGAUGAGCACUGAAGAGAUAAAAGAGCCAUACAAUUGA
Venustampulla echinocandica is the source of this 738-nucleotide messenger RNA. RefSeq lists its product as uncharacterized. The transcript has a single exon. NCBI's taxonomy places the organism in Eukaryota, Fungi, Ascomycota, Leotiomycetes, Helotiales, Pleuroascaceae. Bases 1 to 738 code for a protein of 245 amino acids. The record is from RefSeq and is a predicted model, not a curated record.